GCUGGAUGACAUUAGGAGACAACCUCUUGGUCCCUCCACACUUCGUUAAAGGCAGUAAAUUCUACUUCGUUGACAUUCGCACGAGGUCUCCAAAAGCAGCUCAAUGUCCGAAAGCUGUCACCCUUCGAGUUGAUCCCAACGGACACAUCCUUUACUGGAUGCCACGGACAGGCGAAACUUCGAACUACAUCUUCAUUCAAGACAUUGUGGACGUGCGCGUCGGAAUACAAGCUGCUCAUGCAU
Messenger RNA from Cooperia oncophora, 243 nucleotides. Lineage: Eukaryota; Metazoa; Nematoda; Chromadorea; Rhabditida; Trichostrongylidae. The record is from the annotation of a GenBank genome assembly.